AAAAAAAAAAAAAAAAAAACAAUUUUUGAACCAAGAAGCUCACUAACAAUGCUGCUGCUACUGCUGCUCCACUCAUUCGUCUCUCUCGCUGCUUCUUCAGAUCUGAGCACUGACCUUGCUGCGCUCUUGGCCUUCCGUUCCGCCGUGGGUGGCCGCGCGUUUCUCUGGAACACCACCGAUUCUACCCCCUGCAACUGGCCCGGAGUGAAAUGCGAGAACCAAAGGGUCGCCGUUCUCCGCCUCCCGGGCUCUUCUCUCUCCGGGGAAAUCCCGGCGAACACGCUCGCCAACUUAACGCGCCUCCGUACGCUCAGCCUUCGCCUCAACAGCCUCUCCGGGUCUCUCCCGUCGGAUUUCUCCAAAUGUACGGAGCUUCGGAAUCUCUACCUCCAGGGGAACCACUUCUCGGGGCCCGUGCCCGCUUUCCUCUCCGGGCUUCACUCUCUGGUCCGCGUGAAUCUCGCUACCAAUAACUUCUCCGGCGAAAUCCCGGCCGGGUUCAACAACUUGACCCGUUUGCGCACGCUCUAUCUCGAAAACAACCGCCUCUCCGGGUCCAUUCCGGACCUACACCUCCCAAACCUUGACCAGUUUAACGUCUCCUUCAACAGCUUAAAUGGGACGGUACCAAAAAGCCUCGAAGCAAUGCCGGCGGAGGCGUUUUCCGGAAAUUCACUCUGUGGGAGGCCUCUCCAUUUAUGCCCCGGACACAAAGUUCCGGCUGCUAUAGCCACCGGCGGGAUAGAAAUCGGGAAAUCCAACAAAAAAAGGAGACUUUCCGGCGGAGCCAUUGCCGGAAUUAUCAUAGGAUCUAUCCUGGGAUUCCUCCUGUUAUUACUAGCCGUUUUCGUGCUAUGUAGAAAGAGAAGUGGAAACAAAGCUCGGUCUAUCGAUAUCCCGACGUAUAAACUCCCGCAACCGGACACAGAUAUCUCCGGCGAGAAGCCAAUGAUUCAUAGCGAAAACGGCGACUCCGGUAACGGCUAUUCGGCGGCGGCGGCGGGGGAAACAGUGAAGGAAAUAGAGGCUAGAGAAGGUGGGAAUGUGGAUAAGAAGCUUCUGUUCUUUGGGAACAGUAUGAAAGCUUUUGAUUUGGAAGAUCUGUUGAGAGCUUCUGCAGAAGUUCUUGGGAAGGGGACGUUUGGGACGACUUAUAAGGCUGUUCUGGAGAUGGGCACUGCCGUGGCUGUGAAGAGAUUGAAAGAUGUCACCACUUCUGAGAAGGAAUUUAGAGACAAAAUGGAGAGCAUUGGUGCUAUGAGCCAUGGGAAUUUGGUGCCUCUUAGAGCUUAUUACUAUAGCAAAGAGGAAAGGCUUCUUGUCCAUGACUAUUUGCCUAUGGGAAGCUUGUCUGCUUUGCUUCAUGGUAACAAGGGUGCAAGCAGGACACCGUUGAAUUGGGAACGGAGGUCUGGCAUUGCCCUAGGAGCUGCCCGGGGGAUUGAAUACUUGCAUUCUCGGGGCCCCAAUGUCUCUCACGGGAACAUCAAAUCGUCCAACAUUCUCCUAACUAAAUCGUACGAAUCCCAAGUCUCCGAUUUUGGCCUAGCCACUAUUGUUGGACCAUCGUCGUCUCCUACCCGAGUUAUUGGCUAUCGAGCACCAGAGGUAACUGAGCCACGCAGGGUCUCCCAGAAGGCGGAUGUCUAUAGUUUUGGGGUGCUGCUCUUGGAACUUCUAACGGGGAAGGCUCCCACCCAUGCGAUCUUGAACGAGGAUGGCGUUGACCUGCCACGAUGGGUUCAGUCUGUAGUCCGGGAGGAGUGGACUUCAGAAGUGUUCGACCUUGAACUCCUUAGGUACCAGAGCGUCGAGGAAGAAAUGGUGCAGCUCCUGCAGCUCGCCAUUGAUUGCGUGGCUCAGUACCCCGACAACCGACCCUCAAUGUCCGAGGUCACAAGAAGGAUCGAAGAACUACACGAUUCGCACUUGGGACAUCAUCAGGAACCCUCUGAACUUGUCACUGCAACCUAGUAAGAACAUCAACAACAAUUGACUAUUUGUUGGUUGGUUGGUUGGUUAAUGUGGUCCAUCAU
Molecule: messenger RNA, 2036 nt
Organism: Ipomoea triloba (trilobed morning glory)
Lineage: Eukaryota; Viridiplantae; Streptophyta; Magnoliopsida; Solanales; Convolvulaceae
Product: probable inactive receptor kinase At1g48480
Exons: 2
Coding region: 49-1974 (641 amino acids)
Biological process (GO): protein phosphorylation
Molecular function (GO): protein binding; protein kinase activity; ATP binding
Source: RefSeq, a predicted model, not a curated record